This is a messenger RNA of Penicillium nucicola, 312 nucleotides long. RefSeq lists its product as uncharacterized. The transcript is spliced from 2 exons. Lineage: Eukaryota; Fungi; Ascomycota; Eurotiomycetes; Eurotiales; Aspergillaceae. The record is from RefSeq and is a predicted model, not a curated record. The coding region runs from base 1 to 312 and encodes 103 amino acids.
AUGGGGUUGUUGCGUUCGGCGCACCCAUCACCGCUGGGAGACACCACCCGCCGCAUCGGUGCUUCCCCGGGCCCCCCAACCUCUACGUUGGACCCCGGUGGCUGCCCCGACGCGGUGCCCGAAGCCCGGGGGCUUACGUCCCCGGCACUGCUGGAGUCUGUGGAUCACUGGUCGCUGACCAUACCUGAAACUCAGAUUCCUGGAGGGAGCCGCCCCGCGGAAUCCGCCGUUCGUCGGCGUUGUCCACGGGGUCUGGACCCUUCACCCGAGGGCCGUAUGCCGCAGCCAGCCAGCGCCCGCAAGGGCGUCUAG